AUGUUUUUGUUUCAGGCCACCAUCGCCGCAGCCAUCUCAGAGAAGUCUCCGUUCUCCACGCCGAUGAACAGGAAGGAGGAAGCUAACCUCGCUAAAGCUGCGCUCGCUGUGUCCAACUCUGAUCACCUGACCAUCGACAACGCAUACCUCGGGUGGAAGACCUCUCAGAGUGACGGACAGAGAGCAGAGACAUCGUACUGCAGGAAACACUUCCUCAACAAAACUGCUCUCAUCACCAUAGAGGGGGUGCAGCAGGAGUUGAUGAGGAUGAUGGAGCAGGUGGGUUUCUACUCCCCUCGCUCCAGACUGCAGGCUCCAGCGCUCUCUAAGCCUCAGAUCUCGGUUCUGAACGCGGUGCUGGCGGCCGGUUUGUACGACAGCGUGGCCCGCGUGCUGGUCAUUCCCUCCGUGGACGUGCUGGAGCGGGCGGUGUGCAACACGGAGACCCCUCAGGGAAGAGCUCAGGUCCACCCCUCCUCUGUGAACAGAAACCUGCAGACACACGGCUGGCUGCUCUACCAGGAGAAGGUGAAAUACACCAAGAUCUACCUGAGAGACACGACUCUGAUCCCCCCGUUCCCUCUGCUGCUGUUCGGAGGAGACAUCGACAUCCAGCACCGAGAGAGACUCAUCACUCUGGACGGAUGGAUCCACUUCCAGGUCAGCGCUCUCACAUAA
Molecule: messenger RNA, 678 nt
Organism: Trematomus bernacchii (emerald rockcod)
Lineage: Eukaryota; Metazoa; Chordata; Actinopteri; Perciformes; Nototheniidae
Product: ATP-dependent RNA helicase DHX29-like
Exons: 4
Coding region: 1-678 (225 amino acids)
Cellular component (GO): intracellular anatomical structure
Molecular function (GO): RNA binding
Source: RefSeq, a predicted model, not a curated record